Molecule: messenger RNA, 2529 nt
Organism: Exophiala spinifera
Lineage: Eukaryota; Fungi; Ascomycota; Eurotiomycetes; Chaetothyriales; Herpotrichiellaceae
Exons: 1
Coding region: 1-2529 (842 amino acids)
Source: RefSeq, a predicted model, not a curated record
AUGGAGCAUGAUCUAAGGUCCUUCAAGUCUGUUAACAUCGGCUUGACUUGCCUGGAAACUGGCAGCUCGAGAUUUACAAGAGAUGGGAUCUAUCGUCCUCCGCCGGUGGCAUUCUGGAGGAACAACCUGACCGCUCUCUCGCAGCGCUACAAUCUUUAUUUCGUUGCUCUUCGAGAUGCCUUUGCCGUCUACAGACCCGAGUUUCCCUUCCAGAGACUGCACUGGCUUCCAUCACUAGUGAUUCCGCCUGAACUUGCAAACCCUUCUGCCCAAGGCUACAUUGAUCCCCACCAUCCACAUAACAUAAACCACAUCAUGGUGGAUGACUUGGGCUCUGAAGAAAUUCUGCUUCUAUCGACAGACUCUGGAAACUUGACCGCCUAUUUCACCAAGGCCAUUGACGAAGCGAUUCGCAAGGAUCCUUAUCGAUUCAGUACAAACGCUCGAAGUGACUGUGUAGGAGUGCGUGCGUUCUUCACACAAUGGGUGUACGAAUCGGCUUGGGGGCUUUCCAUCCAUUCAAAAGCCCGUAUGAUUGCAGUUUCUGCUAACACGCCUAAUCAUGUUCCCAGCGAUGAUCCUUGCUCAAAGAUUACAGUCUUUGCUUUUGCCUUGACGGAGCAUGGCAGUGGGUACCCCAUUUUGCAAAUCGACGCCCACGCAAACAGUCAAUUGGACGUUUCCGACCUGGGACUGCAGCAAGACUGGGAGGAAUGGGAUUGCAGACGGCCAGACUCUGGUCCUCCACCUCGCAACAGAAACUACAAAAUCACACUUGGUGGCCUUGAAGGUCACAAUGACAACGUCCCAAGCAUCUCGUUUGUGAAUACCGAUGACGACCCUGACGGUCGAUGGCUCUUGAGCACCGAUAUCCGUGGAGAAAUGAAGAUGUGGCAGAUCUGGCGAGGACUUUGCCUCAGGACAUGGAGUUUCGCCGAGAAGAGAAUGCGCGGAGGGUUUCAAAGUAGACGAGAAGGGGGUUGGAUCGUUGCCGCUUUGGAUUCUAGAGCUUUCCGCUCUGCCUGGACCAUGGAACAAUUCUGUGGUCAUACAAAGGCUCCUCAAUACUACGGUCACGUUGGUGAGAGCUAUGAUCUGACCAAUAUUGUACGCCUGCGCACCCCUGGGAUUAGUCUUGCGCAUCCCCACGCUCAAGGGUUCUCACCCGCAGACGCACCUGUAGAAGAGGAAGAAGUACAAGAGCAAACCUAUGACGGCUGGUCCGAUCUAGAUGAUUCCGGUGACGAGCAAGCCAAUGCAAACUCUGGUCCGAUCGCCCAGGAUGUAUUGGGAGCAGGGCAUCCUAUGCCUCCUACGGUGUCCAUCUCGCCUCUGUUGCCCCAGGAGUCCGAAGCGACAGAGAGCGGGAUUCUCAACAAUCUGGACAUAGAUGUGGAUGUGCAGGCGAGCGAUGCAGAUGGUUCAGAAGAGCUGUCGGAGCACGACGCUGAUUCUGGAAUGCUGCUUCUGUUUGAUCAUGAACAAUACGAUGAUGAUGUCGAAGAUGACGAAAUGCAGUAUGGCUCUAGCUCUGAAGAUCAAGAAGAACAGUCUUACUCCAGCAGCCGUCGCAGCACACCGUCUCUCUCCAGCCUUGCGCAACGAAACAGCGAAGCAUUAGAGCAACAACCUGGGGAUACAGACACAGACUCUUCCUCAUUCAUGGAGCACCAUCACCUAGCAGCAACUGCCAUUCAAGGGGCUAAAUCUACCUCCCGACAGACUCGAGGCAUUGCAACACGCAAAGACAUCCUGCAAAUCCCAACUCUGCAUUGUACUGCCUCGCAUCUCAGGCUUCUCAUGGCACCGCAAGCCUCUUCGCCCCAUGUAUUCUGUGCCAAUAUUUUGAAGCAAGCGUUGCCCGAAUACAUUGAGAUGACGAAUCAUGUGCACCUUGACAGGAUCAACAUGGUUCAGCAGAUUCCUGAGUUGGGCAUUGUCAUUGUGGCUACGCAAAUCGGCCGUUGUGCCAUAUGUACGACUACCAGAAACGAGAAAACAGGCACUCUGGGCUUGCGUGUCGACUGGGUCUUGCCAACGACCAAACAAGAGGCUAGACACCUCCGCCCUGCUAUGCCGCUGCUAGGCAUUGCUGCAUCUCCUAUCCAAGGUCGAUUUCGUGGUGAGGAACAUAAGAGUAGGCCAGCCGUCGAAAUGUCGGUCGAAUGGGGCAAAGAUGCUGUGGUCGAUGGUGUGACAACAACAUUCGAUCCUGAGAGUGCGGCCGUGGUGGAGGAUGGGGUUGAAGAAGUCACUUGUCCUAUCAGCGCUCGAGAGCAGGGCAAACAUGGUAAAAUGCCCGAGUGCCCUACGAGAUUUGACCCAUCAACGUCGAAUCACACGCCGCAACACGCUGCGUGGACAAAGCCUGAAGCCAUCGAGCCCUGGAUGUCCACCGAAAGCAGUCGCAGAUACAGGCUAAUGCUGACCUACCUGGAUAUGUCUGUCCUGACAUAUGAGAUCUCCCGGGGAGUGGAGCGAGAAGAUUUACUCCUGCGUGAAACUUCAACCCUCGAGGACAUUGAUUGA